UCUCUCGAGCUCUUUCUGUCACUGUGUGUGUGUCUCUCUCUCGCUCCCUCCCCCGGCUCAGCUGUAAACAGUGCGGGCCAGGGAGACGAGCGGUCCGGUAGCUUCCGAAGCACUCCCCUGAAGGACCGAGCGACAAUACAAAACUGUGGUGCACUGGACCCCAGCGCUGAUACUCCGACAGAGAGUCGCUGGGCGAAUCGGACAAGUAACACGUUAGUCGUGAUGUUAGCCCGUUUGGGGCUAAUUGUGCUACCGUAACUGUAAACUCCACAGGGUCUGUCCUUUUAGAGGGUGACUCUGUCUGCCGAUCUGACCGGGAUUAUGUUUUUUCUCUGUGGACCAUACCCACACAGCAGAAGACUCCUAUGCGGAUCCGCCUUCAAGUCGCCCAACCCGCGUUACUGUCACAUUCGUUUUGGCUCCGCCUAGAGGAUCCGCUCCGCCUCUGAAAAUUGUACUGUCAGACAGCGGAUCCUGAGCGGAUCCGUGUCUGAUUCGCGUACGCGGCAAACUAAACCGGCGCGCGCCGCCUAGAGUAUAGGCUCCGCCUACACGGAUACUGAGCGAUCAAUGUCUGCACCCGCGGACGUGGACGCGCCUACUGGUGUGUACGCGCAUGAGCCAAGAUCGAUCAUUUGUGGACUUUCUUUGCUGGAACACGAACCAUCAUCUACUGCCUGGAUUUUUGCCUACAACUGCUCCUGCUGCGUUCGCUUAAUCAACACAAACAUGAACACAAAGACUGUGCCUGUCUCUUUAUCAACCUUAAGACAAAGGACAAGUGUAGACGUUCAAAAAAGGCUUCAUCAUUGUGUGGCUGAGGUCCAGAUCCUUAGCCUGCUGGAAACUAUUAAACACACCCAAAACCAGCUGAUGGCGAAGGUCAACUUCUUAACCAGCAGGUUGACCAUUACCCCGGGGCCAGAAGUUGAAAUGCCGGCCAAUAUCCAGUUUCCACUGGAACAGUUGGAGGCAGUGGAGGCAAUUUUGAAUGAACCAUCAAAUGGCCCAACUCGACAAAGAGUGAUUUCUUCUUUGGCCACCAUUGGAGGCCAGGAUGUGAAGCGGGUGACCUGGAACAUCCUGGGCAGGGUGUUCACAGAUGACGUUUCAGAUCAGAUCAAUUGGAAGGGUGUCAACAACAAAAAGGCCUUUAGCAGAAUGGCAACAAAGACCUUGCUUUUCAAGCCAGAUGAGGUGGUUCGGGCAUCUGGUCAGGAUGCCACCCGAACGCCUCCCUCGGGAGGUGUUUCGGGCACGUCCGACCGGUAGGAGGCCACGGGGAAGACCCAGGACACGUUGGGAAGACUAUGUCUCCAGGGUGGCCUGGGAACGCCUCGUGAUCCCCCAGGAGGAGCUGGACGAAGUGGCUGGGGAGAGGGAAGUCUGAGCUUCCCUGCUUAGGCUGCUGCCCCCGCGACCGACCUCGGAUAAGCGGAAGAAGAUGGAUGGAUGGCAUAUUUUGUAUUGUAUGCUGUGAGAAAAAAUGUGGUGACAAGGUCAGCCACGGACGCUGAGGUCACCAAACACGCCAUCAGGUGGUUCAACCUGGCGGUGGAUCGGGCAACCAGGAGACGAGUGCCGCCUCCACCUCCUCAGGAGGAAUAGAAAUGUAUCAAUUAAACAAUCUUUUAUUGAA
This is a messenger RNA of Nerophis lumbriciformis (worm pipefish), 1639 nucleotides long. RefSeq lists its product as uncharacterized. The record is from RefSeq and is a predicted model, not a curated record. Lineage: Eukaryota; Metazoa; Chordata; Actinopteri; Syngnathiformes; Syngnathidae.